Messenger RNA from Naegleria fowleri, 465 nucleotides. RefSeq lists its product as uncharacterized. The record is from RefSeq and is a predicted model, not a curated record. The transcript has a single exon. Gene Ontology annotation, molecular function: Hsp90 protein binding. Bases 1 to 465 code for a protein of 154 amino acids. Lineage: Eukaryota; Heterolobosea; Eutetramitea; Acrasida; Naegleriidae.
AUGUUGAGGAAAGGAAUUUCUAUUGGAAAUUACACAGAACUCGAGACAGAGCACAUUAAUACCUACACUGACAAGGCAUCUACUGGUGGUAUUCAAGUCGAUAGUACAACAGGAGAGGUUUUCUUCUCAGUCAUUUUUGUUUAUGAUGAAUUUUCUCAAACAGAUUUUAUUGCAGAAUUUAGUGAGCAUCAAACUCUGAAGGAUCAAUUGGACUUAAUGUUUCCUCCUAAUGGACCAAUUUUCCCCUAUGGCUGUGAAAAGGAUUAUGUUUUGCCUAAUUUGCGAGUAUUUUUCUUGGAUCCAACAUCACUCAAGGAUGCUAGUCCGCGCUACAUUGAAAUUAAGAAUUUGAACACAUCACUGAUUAAGAUUCUGACAAGAAAGGACUACUCUUUACCUUCGUCAUUGAUGCCUGUUUUCCACGUAAUCAGAAAGAACCAUGAACUGGAGUUGAACAUCAAGUGA